AUGGCUUCACACGAUCCACGCGCACCACUGGAGGCACUACCUACCGAGAUUCUUCAGAUGAUUCUGUCUCAGAUGACCUGCACUGAAGACCUCUUCGCGGCCAUUAAUGCCAGUCCAACGAUUUUCCAGUACUUCUUGGGCUGGCGUGAGGAGAUCCUGAUCAGAGUCAUCCAAAACAGCCUUGACCCAGGAAUCUUCAUGGAAGUUCUUGGUUUGUUGGACGUUCCGAAUUUCGGCAACCUCCAUCACGUGCCUGGGCCUGAUAUAGCUCGUCUUUUAGGCUCAGAUAUUGAAAGCCCCGUCUUCUGGUCCUUGAUUCAAGCUUGGAUCGCCUUUAACUGCUGCAAUCUUUCCGAAGUCUCAAAGAUGGUUCAUCGUAUGGAUUUCAAAGUCGACGGCGGCUGCCGCGGAAACGGCCGGCCCGAGGCGAUCGGGGCCGCGGCCUGCUGUCUCGAACCCCGACCAUCCAGCGGGGCCGAGAUCACCGCCACCACCCUGGCCCUGGAGUGGGCCCUCGGGCGACACGACCAGCUGGAGGGAUACCCCAGGCUUGAGGUCAACAUCAGGUCGGACUCGCGGUACGCCGUCGGCUGCAUGACGAACUGGAUCUACACGUGGGUCCGGAACGGGUGGAAGCGUCGUGAACCGGGAUCUUAUCGAGAGGGCUUCCGAGCUUGA
This is a messenger RNA of Diaporthe citri, 678 nucleotides long. RefSeq lists its product as uncharacterized. Lineage: Eukaryota; Fungi; Ascomycota; Sordariomycetes; Diaporthales; Diaporthaceae. The transcript is spliced from 3 exons. The record is from RefSeq and is a predicted model, not a curated record. Gene Ontology annotation, molecular function: RNA-DNA hybrid ribonuclease activity; nucleic acid binding. Bases 1 to 678 code for a protein of 225 amino acids.